AUGGGUAUCUAUGACCAGUCACUGGGUUUGAAUUGGGUUAAGGAUAAUAUCCGACAAUUCGGUGGCGAUCCCAACAAAAUAGUGCCCUUUGGUCAGAGUGCCGGUGCGAUCAGUGUUGGGAUAUUAAUGGCAUUGAAUUCAACAAAGAAUAUAUUCUCGAGAGCCAUAACCGCCAGCGGAGGGGCUCUAUUGCCCGGAAAGUACCGCUCAAUCAACUCAUUGACGUACAAACUCAGAUUCUGGACUCAAGAGUCGAGCGAGCUGUUGGCAGGGGUGGUGCCCAAUGAAGGCGCGUGGCUCAUGCAUGCAUCCAGUCCUCAGGUGUUCAGACGACAUACCUUUCCACUAAUGCGAACACAAGAAGACACAAGAAAUAUGUUUGUCUGGUAUCUGACAGAGAAAGUAGGACUGGCCCCAAACAUCGCACCACUCAUUGCUAACUCGAUGAUUGUGGGCCCCGAAAUGGACACACCUUUCAAUAAUAUGGUGAGACUGUCGAAAGCAAUGGGCGAUAACUCCAUCACUUGUCCCACCAUUUAUAUGGCCGAUGAGAUGGUGGCCCGCAAUAAGACGGUUUACAUGUAUUUGUUUGAUCACAAGGCUAAGCCUACCAAAUUCGGGGAGUGGCAAGGGGUCAGUCACUACGAAGAGGUGCCGUUUGUCUUUGGAUACCCUCUGAGACGCACAAAAUACUUCAGUAAAGAUGACAUAGAAAUGACAAUGCGAAAGACUUCGACCACACCUGAGGCCAACCCGCGGGCACUGAUCGUAGUGUCGGAAGCAUCUGAUCCCGGGGUUCAAAGUCGGGCACCGACUCACUCGAGACUCUUUUGGCACUCGAGGUCCACAAUUGGAGCUCAUUUACUGACUCANGUUGUCGUUAUUUGGAGAUCAAAGACCAAUGCAAUUGAAAAAACCAAAUAUUGUUUGGACGACAAUAAUAACUACAUUACCGACAACUUAACCAAAAACUCUAAUCUACCCGUAAUUGUUGAUAUGAACGACUCGACGAUGAAGUUGUCCACCGUUUCAGAAACUCGGCCGCCGUUACCACCAAAAAUCAACUUCAAAAGACAUGGUAUCAGUCCCACAAAGACCAAGAACCAAACGUUUGCAUCGGAUUUCUAUACAUAUAAGAGACCUAUUGUGAAGACAUCGAGUGGUGUUAUUGAGGGUAAGAAUCUAACAGUAUUUGGGUCCACAAUCUAUGGCUUUCUGGGCAUACCGUACGCCGAACCACCUGUCGGUGAUCGUAGAUUUACCAAACCCGAGCCCAUCAGACCAUGGAAAGGCAUUUUUAAGGCCAUGAGCUUCAGCGCUAUGUGUCCUCACAAGAUAUUCCCCAAGAGUUUGGUUCCCAUGAAAUAUAUAACUCAUAAUAUAUCGGAAGACUGUCUGACACUAAACAUCUGGACACCAGAUAUUCGGCCAAAAACCCUACGAACUGUAAUGGUUUGGAUACAUGGAGGGGCUUUCCAAUAUAAUACGGCUAAUCUCUAUGAUACAGACGGUAAGGUACUGUCUACAUAUGGGGAUGUGGUGGUCGUUUCUAUCAACUAUCGUAACGGAGCCUUAGGUUUUCUAAACAUUCAAACACCUGAAGCUCCGGGAAAUAUGGGUAUCUAUGACCAGUCACUGGGUUUGAAUUGGGUUAAGGAUAAUAUCCGACAAUUCGGUGGCGAUCCCAACAAAAUAGUGCCCUUUGGUCAGAGUGCCGGUGCGAUCAGUGUUGGGAUAUUAAUGGCAUUGAAUUCAACAAAGAAUAUAUUCUCGAGAGCCAUAACCGCCAGCGGAGGGGCUCUAUUGCCCGGUAUAUUGAACUCAAAAACCGUACAAAACGGGAAAGUACCGCUCAAUCAACUCAUUGACGUACAAACUCAGAUUCUGGAGAGUUCUCAGCUCGCAUUCGUUCCCACCUCUAACGGCGCCUAUAAAGACAUGAACUCCCCGGCCAACCAACUCAAUGAUACGAAUCUAUUCUCAAAUAUGAAGGAGCUGUUGGCAGGGGUGGUGCCCAAUGAAGGCGCGUGGCUCAUGCAUGCAUCCAGUCCUCAGGUGUUCAGACGACAUACCUUUCCACUAAUGCGAACACAAGAAGACACAAGAAAUAUGUUUGUCUGGUAUCUGACAGAGAAAGUAGGACUGGCCCCAAACAUCGCACCACUCAUUGCUAACUCGAUGAUUGUGGGCCCCGAAAUGGACACACCUUUCAAUAAUAUGGUGAGACUGUCGAAAGCAAUGGGCGAUAACUCCAUCACUUGUCCCACCAUUUAUAUGGCCGAUGAGAUGGUGGCCCGCAAUAAGACGGUUUACAUGUAUUUGUUUGAUCACAAGGCUAAGCCUACCAAAUUCGGGGAGUGGCAAGGGGUCAGUCACUACGAAGAGGUGCCGUUUGUCUUUGGAUACCCUCUGAGACGCACAAAAUACUUCAGUAAAGAUGACAUAGAAAUGAGUAAAAGAGUUAUGAAGAUUUGGUCACAUUUUGCUAAAAAUGGCAAAGUAUUGCCACAAUUAAGCCUCCAGUGGCCGAAGUACAGCCCAGAGGAGUCAUAUAUGGUGUUACGGCCCAACAUAUCGUCGAUAAUCACCAGCUUUCACGAGAGGACGUGCGAG
Oppiella nova is the source of this 2613-nucleotide messenger RNA. NCBI's taxonomy places the organism in Eukaryota, Metazoa, Arthropoda, Arachnida, Sarcoptiformes, Oppiidae. The record is from the annotation of a GenBank genome assembly.